Messenger RNA from Pollicipes pollicipes, 1050 nucleotides. RefSeq names its product DCN1-like protein 3. Gene Ontology annotation, molecular function: ubiquitin-like protein binding; ubiquitin conjugating enzyme binding; cullin family protein binding. NCBI's taxonomy places the organism in Eukaryota, Metazoa, Arthropoda, Thecostraca, Pollicipedomorpha, Pollicipedidae. The transcript has 3 exons. Gene Ontology annotation, cellular component: ubiquitin ligase complex. Bases 114 to 1007 code for a protein of 297 amino acids. The record is from RefSeq and is a predicted model, not a curated record. Gene Ontology annotation, biological process: protein neddylation.
CGUUGCAAUGGCGCGGGCAGUGGCAUUGGCCUGACAAUAGAUCCAUGGUCGUAAUGCCGAUUGAGCUAAUUGGUCUUGUAGGAUAAUCACCGCUGCUGGACGGGCGGGCCGCCAUGGGCCAGUGCUUCUCGUGCGGGGAGCCACAGGAGCGCGACCCGCCGCCCAUCAAGCACAAAUAUGACGGCGUACCCACCACAGAGUGUCGUCCGAGCGUGCCCAGCGCGCCAGCGGCGGCCGACUCGCCGAGCCGGGAAGCGCCGCCGGCGCCGGCGCCGGCCAAGCCGCUCACGGUGCUCUCGUCGGACUCGCUGCGCUCCGAGAAGUGGAGCUUCCCGCGCGUCACGGCCAAACGGCCGGCCGAGGCGCGCCGCACCGGCUCGCGCGACGUGUCGGACGCCCGUUUGGCGGCACUGUUCGAACAGUACCGUGACCCGGCCGAGGACGCCAUCCUGGCCGACGGCGUGGAGCGGCUGUGCGCCGACCUCGAACUGCGGCCGGACGAGUUCCGCGUGCUCGUGCUGGCGUGGCGCCUGGACGCGCAGGCCAUGUGCCGCUUCAGCCGCGCCGAGUUCGUCGGCGGCUGCCGCGCGCUGCGCGUGGACAGCGUGCGCGCGCUGCAGGCGCGGCUGCCGCAGCUGGCGGCUGAGGUGGCCGCCGACGCCGCGCUGUUCAAGGACCUGUACCACUUCACGUUCCGGUUCGGGCUGGAUUCCGACCUGGGACAGCGUAUUCUGCCGGCGCCGAUGGCCAUCAGUCUGUGGCGGCUGGUGUUCUCGCAGCGCGAGCCGCCGCUGCUCGAGCCGUGGCUGCGCUACCUGGAGAAGCACGCGCAAAUCCGCGGCAUCCCGGCCGACACGUGGUCCAUGUUCCUCAGCCUGGUGGAGGCCGUCAGCCCGGACCUGGCCGACUACGACGACAAUGAGGCUUGGCCGUCGCUGUUUGACGACUUUGUCGAGUACCAAACGGACCAGGCGAACCAGAAUGUGAGUGAGUGCGACCGGGACUGACGCGGCGGCGGCGGCGGCGGACGACGAGCCGAGCGUCGCCCGA